Messenger RNA from Rotaria sordida, 2046 nucleotides. Lineage: Eukaryota; Metazoa; Rotifera; Eurotatoria; Philodinida; Philodinidae. The record is from the annotation of a GenBank genome assembly.
AUGAGUGACGAAUCACGUGAACAAAUCUUAUCUGAUUUUCAAAAUUGCACAGGUUUAGAACAUUUGGACGAAUGUAUUCAUAUUCUACAACAAUAUGAGUGGAAUUUAAUGGAGGCUGUUCAAGCUGUUCAUGAUCGAAUUGGGAUUGGCAAUGAUAAUGAAUCAACAGUACCAGUACAAGAAAUAACGAAUAGAGAUACAUCAUCAAUAAUAACAAAUACAACGAAUCAAAAUGUUAAUAAUAAUAAACGACAAUCAGAUCCGAAUGAAAUUGAUGAUUCAGAUCAACCAAGAAUUAUUAAAACUAUACCUGGUAGUCAACGAACAUCUAAAGGAGCAAGUUCUAUAACAAAUGUUGGGCCAGUUCGUGAUUUAAAUUUUACAGUUGAAUGUUGUGAUCAAACAGAAAAAAUAAGCACAUUUGAUAGUGAAAGUGUUUAUCAAUUACGAGAAAAAAUAUCUAAAAAAUUUUCUAUUCCACCAAAUAAACAACAUUUUAUCAAUUGGACAAUGAAAAGUUAUGAUGAUCAAACAAUAUUAAAAGAUCUAAAUUUGCUAAAAGAAAAUACAAUUCAUCUUACAUCAAUAGAAAAUGGAUCUGCUGUUCAAAUUCCUAAUCAUACAACUUCAUCAUCAAAAACUUCAGAUGAAUUUCCAUUAACGGUGCUAUGUGAAGAUAAAUCAGGCAAUUUAACACCAUUUAAACUUACUUUACAAUCACAUACAACUAUUAGUGAAAUAAAAAAACAAACUGAACAUUUAACUCAUAUACCUAUCCAAGAACAAGCUUGGCAAGGUUUAUUAGGUGCAAAAGAUUCGGAUGAAUUACGUCAAACAUCAAUUGCAUCUAAUGCACAUCUAAUUGUUUAUCAAUCGGAUACAUCAUUAAAUCAACAAAUACCAACAAUGAGAAAAGAUACUAAACGUUCGAUAAUAUCUCCUGAUCGAAAUGAAGAUGAUCAAAUGGAUAUUGAACAUGAUAAUGGUUUAGAAUCAUAUGAUGAUGAUGUUAAUGUUUUAUCUCAAAAUAAUUCUACUACAACAUUUGCUACAGAAACAACAACAUCAGGUCGAGAACCACUUAUUCCAGAUGGAUGUACAAAUGAUGCAUUUGGUCUUGAACAUUUUGCACGUGUCUUCAAUAGACGUUAUGGUUCAACAGGUCCUAUUCUCUAUAUUGGCCCAUUAGAUCAAGCAAUACAAGAUUCACUUUAUUCAUCAAUACAUACUAGACGUCCAUUAGCUAUCUACCUUCAUAAUGAUCAAUCCGUCUGUGCUAAUGUAUUUUGUUCUCAAGUUUUAUCAGCUGAUUCAAUUGUUGAAUAUUUAGCAAAUAAUUAUGUUCUUUGGGCUUGGGAUGUUACAUCUGAUGGAAAUCGAACAAGAUUAUUGGAAACACUUCGACGAUGUGUUGGUAAUCAAUGUGCUCAACGUGUUGGUUCAAUGGAAAAUGAUUCAUUUCCAUUAUUACUUAUUGUUAUACGUUCUCGUGGUUCAUUAGAAUUAAUAAAUGUAAUCGAAGGAAAAAGUACACCGAGUGAGGUUUUGCUCAAUCUUAUUCAAUCAUAUGAAUCAUAUGAACAACAACGAUUACGUGAUGUUGAUGAAGAAAUAAUGCGUGAAAACCGUGAAAAUCUUAAAAAACAACAGGAAGAUGAGUAUGAACAAUCACUUCAAGCUGAUUUAGCUAAAGAACGUGCACGACAAGAAGAACAAAAUGCUAAUGAACGUUUAAAACAACAAAGAUUACAACAACAAGAAGAAUCUAAAGCUCGUCUACCAGAAGAACCAAACGAGACAGAAAAAAAUAUUACUCGAUUAAAAAUUCGUUUACCUAAUGAUGAAGGUGUACUUAUGAGACGUUUUCGUAUUAAUGAUACUCUUCAAGUAUUAUUCGAUUAUCUCACAACUCAAGGACGUAUGUUUGGUGAAUAUAAACUUUUAACAACUUAUCCUAAACGAGAUUUAACAUCACUUAAUCAAUCAGACACAUUUGAACAAUUAAAAUUAUAUCCACAAGAACAACUUAUUCUCGAAUCUUUGUAG